GGGCGUCUGCCGGAGACCGGAAGUACUUGGCUGUCAUGAAAGUCAGGGAAUACACUGCACAUGCGCCUGUACUUUUGAUAAAGUCUUUGUUUUGUUAUAAAAUAUUCACUUACAUUUCAUAUUUUAUUCUGAAAUUAUGAUCAUAUUUUUAUUGUGUCAUAGAUAAUCAUUCAAGUGAUAAAUAAAGCGAAAUGGUAUCUUUGUAGUUAUGGAUGCAAUCUUGAAAUUAUAACCUACACGUUAAAUCGUGCUCCCGUUAUUUUUCGGUUGUCACGUCGGGUUUGUUUCUGUACUUUGAACUCAUAUCAAUUUAACGGCAGGUUUUUUUGUGAACUUCAAUGAACUGUAAGGAUCGUGAAGUGCAGGCUGAAUUAAUCUUAGCGCCGUCUUAAAUAAUUCCUAAUUGGCCACAAAGAUUAUCUGUCAUUAUCUUCGUGCUACCAUUAUGCUUUAAUCGAGAAGAAGAAGAUUAUAUAUUAACUUAUAUAGAGUUAUAUAAUCCGAAUUAUCAUAAUUUUCUUAAUUUUCGUUCCUAAUCUCUAAACGUUUCUCUGUACUCCGGGAAUAUAAAUAAUUUUAUAUGUUACAUGGGCUAAAUGAAUGUUAAUCAGGUUGACUUCUUACUGAUUUGUGUCACGUGAAAGUGUCUUCAAGUGAAAAGGGAAUUAGAUGGGAAUAAAUGGAUAUUAUAAUUAUACGUUAAUAACAAAAACAAAAUAAAAUAAUCUGUGGUUAAUUAUUGACUAGAUAUCACUAAUAUUUUUAAAUUAAGACAAGGCAGUAAUUGUUGAAAGAAUUAUUAACAUUAAAUCUAACCUAAAUACAUAGUGUCAUUAUAGAGGCAAAAUGAACUCGAAAUUUGCUUUUCUUGAAUCAAUGGACAUACUAAACACAAUACCUCAGUAUCAUACAUUAUUGGCAGCACUUUUGGUACUAUGGUUAUUGUGGUUAAUUGCCAAAAGAAGAUAUGGUAAUCACCGCACAGUACUCUCUGAUGAUGAAGUUCAAUGUAAGCUAGCUGAAUGGCAACCUGAACCCCUUGUACCAAAAACAGAGAAAAAUCAUCCAUCGCUUACUCCAAAACAUAUCACUUCUCGUGUUGGCAAGAGGAUAAUUGUUAAUGGCAAGGACUGUCUCAAUUUGGGUACACAUAACUAUCUUGGUUUUUUGGAGAAUAAAGAGAUUCAAGAAAAAGCUGUUGCUACAAUUAAGAAAUAUGGAGUUGGAUCAUGUGGACCUCGUGGUUUCUAUGGUACUGUAGAUGUUCACUUAGAGCUAGAAGAACGUCUUGCCAACUUUAUGGAAAUGGAAGAAGCUAUUGUUUAUUCUUAUGGAUUUAGUACAACAGCAUCAGCUAUCUCUGCAUACUGCAAGCGAAAUGAUUUAGUGUUUACUGAUGAAAAAGUAAACUUUGCUAUCCAAAAGGGUCUUGAUGCCUCAAGAUCCAACAUCAAAUAUUUCCAGCACAAUGAUGUCCAGGACCUGGAAAGUCUGUUAAUAAAACAAGCUGAAUUGGAUACAAAAAAUCCUAAGAAAGCUACAAGAAGAAGGCGUUUCUUGAUUGUUGAAGGAAUUUAUACAAAUACUGGCCAAAUCUGUCCUCUGCCUGAACUAGUUACACUCUGUAGAAAAUAUAAACUGAGAAUCUUUGUAGAUGAGUCUAUAUCGUUUGGCACUCUCGGAAAAUGUGGUAAAGGAGUUACUGAACAUUUUGGUGUACCCAGACAUGAAGUGGAUAUGAUAAUUGGUUCUCUGGAAGGGACUAUUGGAUCAAUUGGUGGUUUCUGUGUGGGUUCAUCAUUUGUGAUUGAGCAUCAGCGGCUAUCAGGACUUGGUUAUUGUUUCUCAGCAUCAUUACCUCCACUUCUGACCUCUGCAGCCAUCACAUCUAUAGACAUAAUGGAGCGUGAUCCACAGAUUUUCAUGACCCUUAAAGAAAUCUGUGUAAUUGCAGAUCAGGGCCUUAGAGAAAUAGAAUAUUUUGAGGUUUCAAGCUUUCCAGAAUCUCCUGUCAAACACUUAUAUUUAAAAAAUGCAUUACAACCUGCUGAAGAACAAAAAGUGCUUACAAGCAUAUCAAACAAAUGUAUAGAAAACAAUGUGGCAAUAAUUGUUCCAGCAUACCUCCCAGUAGAGAGAGAUUUACCACGGCCAAGUUUGAGGAUCUGUGUAUCUGUUCUUUUGAAAAAAACAGAUAUUGAUUUCGCUUUAAAAACGUUGGUAACAUCUACAAAAGAAGUUCUGUUUCAAUAACAAAUAUAGCAUCAAAUCAAUUGACAAUUUAAUUUAAUAUACAUAUAUCAAUUUUUGCUAACAGUAUCAAUAUUUUGUACAUUCUUUAAAUUAUCUCACUCCUUUAUAAUGUUGUAAUAUAUGAAUUACUAUGCAAACAUGUAUAAUAGAAAGAUGAAUAAAAUCGUUUUCAAAAUUGGUUUCCAUCAGUAUAAA
Cephus cinctus (wheat stem sawfly) is the source of this 2448-nucleotide messenger RNA. RefSeq names its product serine palmitoyltransferase 1 (gene Spt-I). Gene Ontology annotation, biological process: ceramide biosynthetic process; sphingosine biosynthetic process. Bases 847 to 2253 code for a protein of 468 amino acids. Gene Ontology annotation, molecular function: serine C-palmitoyltransferase activity; pyridoxal phosphate binding. The record is from RefSeq and is a predicted model, not a curated record. Lineage: Eukaryota; Metazoa; Arthropoda; Insecta; Hymenoptera; Cephidae. The transcript has 2 exons. Gene Ontology annotation, cellular component: endoplasmic reticulum.